AUGGCGUCGUCUUCCUCUCAGGGCCCGGCCUCGAUAAGAAUCGAACCGCUCACGUCUGAGGCCGACAUCCCCGCUUGCGCGACCCUCGCCGACGCCGCAAUGAAACCAGAUGGCUUGUACGAGUUUCGGAAGCGCUACAGCAAGAAUGUAUACGACAACACCGUCGAGAAAUUGACCGACGCACUGCGCGACGACAGGGGCCGGUUCUUCAUGUUCAAGACUGUUGUGUCAUCCUCUCCCAAAGAGGACCGCGUGGAAAAUCCCAAGGACGCUGGCGUGACAGCGGACACGGAGGCCCAGCGGGAGCACGAAACCAUUGUGGGCUUCACGAUGUGGCGGAAGGGAUACCUCGAGGUGCCCAAGAUGGACCCGUUUGCGCCGAAGAACGAGACAGAGGAGAGCAAACCCGCCGUCGAGACGGGCGUGGUCAAUGUGCCAAUCUCCGAAGGUGUCAAUGUCGAAGACGCAGCUCGUGUCCCAACUACGAAUACAGCGAUGAGUCCAGCUAGCGGUGACGGCGCCCUCAGGCCAGGAGGGAAACCAAAGCCCUAUUAUCCAGAUCCCGACGCCGAGUUGUUUCGAAAACUAGGCAAUGCGUACGUCAGCUUCAUUCGCGGGAAGAGGCAUUUAUAUCUCCAUUGCCUCGCGAUCCAUCCCUCGUAUCAACGGCAGGGUCUCGGACAGAAGCUACUCGAGUGGGGCGUCGAAGUCGCGGACAGGGAAAACAUCGUUUCGUGGCUGUUUGCGCGACCGGCCGGGAUCAAGCUAUACGAGCGCAACGGCUGGAAGGCCGUGUUAACCGUCGACGUCGAUGUGCCGGAUGAGGAUCUGGAGGUGGCACCGGUCGUCGCCAUGCUGAGGUUGCCGUCCAGGUAG
Molecule: messenger RNA, 876 nt
Organism: Fonsecaea nubica
Lineage: Eukaryota; Fungi; Ascomycota; Eurotiomycetes; Chaetothyriales; Herpotrichiellaceae
Exons: 2
Coding region: 1-876 (291 amino acids)
Molecular function (GO): acyltransferase activity, transferring groups other than amino-acyl groups
Source: RefSeq, a predicted model, not a curated record